This is a messenger RNA of Lodderomyces oxycetoniae, 3657 nucleotides long. RefSeq lists its product as uncharacterized. NCBI's taxonomy places the organism in Eukaryota, Fungi, Ascomycota, Pichiomycetes, Serinales, Debaryomycetaceae. The transcript has a single exon. The record is from RefSeq and is a predicted model, not a curated record. Gene Ontology annotation, cellular component: cytoplasmic stress granule. The coding region runs from base 1 to 3657 and encodes 1218 amino acids. Gene Ontology annotation, molecular function: mRNA binding.
AUGGUGCCCUCGAAUUUGCUUUACAUUUCCCCUUAUUUCACGCCUCCUCCAUCUGCUCAGUACGUUUCGUUUCUUCAUCUGCAACAAGACUCUCGAAAUGGUUCGCCUCAACCGUUGUCCUCGCCAAGUUUGCACUCGUUGAGAAUGAAGCAUCGAAAUUCAAGCAACUCAAACUUGGGCGGUGGUGGCCUCAGUGGCGGCCUCAGUGGCAGCGCACCACCACCAGCAGCGUCGGCAGAUAUGCCAUUCUUCUAUCUCACACCAUCAGGGCAAAAUUCUCAAAUGUCAUUGCAUGAACAAGAAUCAAUGCUAAACCACAAUUUCGACCAAUUGAACCUCUCAAGGACUAUCAUAUUGAAAAACUUGUCUGAAGAUAUAACAUUACACGAACUAUUGAACCAUAUAGAUUUUGGGCCCAUCAAAUAUAUCAAAUUGUUUACCAAACAGACCCCUAAAUUCUUUCAAAACAAAAGGACUGGCUCAGAAGGUGAGAAUGGUGCAAGUGAUGUUGGUGCCGAUGUCAAAACAAAGGUUUGCUACAUAUCAUUUGUCAACUCCAAAAUCUCGGUAUUGUUUUAUUUGACUUAUGCUAAAAAUGUCGCUAAUUUGACGAGAUUGAAGGAGAAUUUGAAAUCCAACCAAUUGAAAAUUUAUUUGAACGAUAUCAACGGUAAUAGAAGCGCAACAGCAAAUUCAAAGCAGGAUUAUAUCAAGCUAAAGACUUUGAAUUAUAUUUUAAAAUUCCAAGCAACACGAUGUUUGAGUUUGGAUUUUAAAAUCAUCAAUCUUUCCAAAGAGACAACAACAGAGGAAGAUCGAAUUGACCGGAUUCAACAGUUUCUCAUAACCCAGUUGGAAAAGUAUGGUGACGUUGAAGAUUUUCGACUUAAUUUAGAGGACCCCCUUAUUGCCGAAAAAGAGGAGGAGAAGGAAGAAGAAAAGGAAGGGCAACAAGAGAAAGCAAAUGAAGGGCAACAAGAGAAAGCAAAUGAAGGGCAGCAAGAGAAAGCAAAUGAAGGGCAGCAAGAGAAAGCAAAGGAAAAGGAUGAGAGGUUAGAACAAUACACUUCUGGAAAAGUAGUUGUUCAUUUUAUUUCUAUUGAUUCUGCAAUCAAGGCUUACGAGAACUAUUCUAGAAGAAUACAACACGAUUUAGCAAAAAAGAUUCAUGAUAGAAAGAGCAAAAACUCAAAUUUAAAAUUUGAAUGUUUGUUUCUUGCAACCCUGUUUCAAAAGGAUAGAUGUGAUAGAACACCAAUUGAAAGUGAAUUGAAACAAAAUGGAAACAGCAUUAAGCCAUUGUCACAAGAUACGAAUCCGUUUUUAGCAACAACUGCAGAGGUUGGGUUUGAUGAUGAUGAUGAUGAUGAUGAUAACAGCAAUAUCAACAAUAACAAUAAUAGUAAUGGUGGUAAUGAUAAUGAUGAUGUUGUUGUUGCUAAUGGAGGAGGUCCCUUGGAUAAUAGCUCUGAUAUAAGCAGUCUUAUUGAUUCACCUGAACAAAGAAAUAUCAGAAAUGUCAAUAUUUUGGACCCCGUUAGCCCCAACUCGUCAGAUGUUGACAAUGAGUCUCCGAUUUUGAGAGAUGUUUACAAUAAUAACUCAAACGAAGAUGACGGUGACCGUUCCACAGUUAGCAAUGGCGCCUAUUCAGUGGUUUCAUCAAGCUCGAGGUUCAGUCAUCAUAAUAGACUGGCACCACAACUAUUCUCAAUGCCGUCUUUUGUCUCAAAUACACCUUAUGUCACUCCUCAUUCAAGUUUCUCCCUUGUUUCAACUCAAAAUCCAGCUCAUGUCCCCACUGGGAACAGAUCUUUGUAUUUGGGUAACUUACACCCCAGUACAACAAUUGAGGAAAUUGCCAAUAACGUUAGGGCUGGCGGUUUAGUCGAGUCCAUCAAAUACUUCCCCGAAAAAAAGAUGUGCUUUAUUACAUUUAUCGAUCCACAUAUAGCAUUCAAAUUCUAUAUGAAUCACCAGGUGCUGCACCAGUUGGUAAUUCACGGUUAUGAUGUGACAGUAGGUUGGGGUAAGCAACAUAGUGGACCUUUGUCUCGCGAUAUUGCACUUGCAGUUACAGCUGGUGCAUCGCGUAACGUGUAUAUAGGAAUAAAGACUAAUCGAGACGAGCAAGAGCCCAAACCAGUAUUGCCUAAUGAGGAAGAAUUGAGGCAAGAUUUUUCCGAGAUUGGCGAGUUGGAACAAAUAAACUUUUAUCAUAAUAAAGAUUGUGGGUUUUUGAACUUUUUGAACAUUGUGGAUGCUAUAAAGAUUGUUGAAGCUUUCGAGGCAGACGUGGAAGAAGCUAUAUUCAAGUUGACAAAUGCUCUUGGUGGUAAUGGAGAACAUGCAGCACAAUUUUAUUACAAGUACAGUGCUUUCAAAAUCAAUUUUGGUAAAGAUAGAUGUGGUAAUCCACCUAGAUUCUCAUUCAAGAAAAAAAUGAAUGGCACUCUGGGCUCAACAUAUCAGCAGUAUCAAGAGCAAUUGCAUGCCACUCUUCGUAAUCAGAAUAGGUACAAGGGAAAACUAAAUGAAGACAAAGAAGAAGAAGAAGAACAAGAAGAACAAGAAAAACAAGAAGAACAAGAAGAACAAGAAGAACAAGAAGAAAACAAAGAGUUUAAUGAAGAAGAAGAGGGAGAGAAGAAGGAGGAGGAGAAGCAGAAAUCCAAAGAGCCAAUUACAGAGGAAGCCGCGAUAGUGUUUGGAAUUGUAGAGAACGGCAAGCUUAGUGGUAGUGAGAACUUGGAUGGUGAAAAGAAAACGGAAAAGCAGAAGAAAGAAGAGGAGGCGGAUGAGGAAGUAAAGCAUGAAAAGGAAAUAGUGUUGGAAGAAGAGGCGUUUGUUGGAGAGAAAAUAGUGGAAGAGAAAUUAACUGUACUGGAAGAAGAAGAAGGAGAAGAAGGAGAAAAGCAACAGCAACAGAAAGAAGAAGUUGAUAGUGAUGAGGACGAGGACGAGGACGAGGACGAGGACGAUGAAGAGGAAGAUGAAGAGGAAGAUGUUUCCAUCAUUAUUGGAUCUGAUAUAACCACAUCUACUAAUACAAGCAAAAUCAAGCACAAGAGUAACAUGAACUCCAGACACAACUCACACAAGAGCGGAAGAUUUCAACUGAAGCACCAAAAAAUAUACCAUAAUAAUAGUUAUAAUAAUUCAUCAAUAUCAUGUGGUGGAAGAUUUUCAAGAAACUCAUCAAAUAUACUGAUAAAUAACAGCAGCAGUAGCAUAAACCCUGCAUACCCUCAAUUUGUUCAACCACAAUCUGUUUAUUAUUAUCCUCAAAAGAACCAAACAAAGAAUAAAUUUUCCUCAAAUCACGCAACUGGCUUGCACCAUCCCACACUCCAACCCCAGCAACAACAAUUUGUCGCUAUUCCUCCACAACCUCAGUACCACGGGCAACAGUUUCAACAGGUUAGGUAUUUCCCAGUAUUGCAACCGCCGCCGGGAUCUCUACCAAUGACCGCUAUGCCGUCUCCUCAGUACUCUUUAACUGGACAACGUUUGUCUGGUUCUCAAGUGAUGGCGCAAUACUUGGCUCAAUCUCAACAGGACUUGAUGAUGUACGGGAAACCUUUCUUUGAUGAUUCUAUGGGUUCGCAGAAAUACAAUACCAGGAGAAAUAAGCCUCGUCAUAACUCAAAAAAAUGA